Fusarium musae is the source of this 870-nucleotide messenger RNA. RefSeq lists its product as uncharacterized. NCBI's taxonomy places the organism in Eukaryota, Fungi, Ascomycota, Sordariomycetes, Hypocreales, Nectriaceae. The record is from RefSeq and is a predicted model, not a curated record. Bases 1 to 870 code for a protein of 289 amino acids. The transcript has 2 exons.
AUGGCUUUUAUUCCGACUCCCGAUCGAGAGACUCCAAUUUAUUUGGAUAUACUCGAUGAUGAACACCGGAACGUGCUUGACAGAGCUGUGCGGAAUGUGUUAAGCACUGAGGUAGCCGAGUUCGUCUACGCCCAGAUUCUUGAUGGACUUCCCACCGAAAAGUCUCUGAGAGACAGCUCUGACUAUGUGAAAGAUCACCCCGUUCAUAGACUUCAGCAUGCAGAAAUCUGUCCCGGAUUUGUAGACAAAGCCCGCGAGUUCAGAAAUCAGUUUGACCUAUCGCAACUAGGGCUAGACUUGAAGACAAUUCAAGCCUUCGCAGAUACAGUGCCUGGCUCAGAAGUGUUCAACCUUCGGCUGAUCGAAAUCGUUGCCGUCGCUUGUCAUCAGAUCGGCGCUUUUCUCUUUAACCUCGAUGAUGGUGCUCACAAGCACAAAGUGUAUGAAGAUUGGAGACAAAGCGUCCUAGAAGAAAAGGAACGCGGGGUUGAGUCAAGGCGAUACUACGAUCCUCCUCCCAUCGCCUUUUGUCAUCGAGCAUAUCGAUAUCCUGAGCAAUAUCCAAAAGGUACGGCCGAUGUUGCUGGAUAUUGGGCUGAGUCCAAGAUCCUCGGUGGCGUUGUUGUAUUCGAUCGUGGCGAGACUGAACAAGAGGUAUGGUUCUCUGAUCCCCAUCAUGAAACCCAAAAGCUGAUGACCACUGCACCUGGGACAGUGCAAUGCUAUGUGGAUCCAUGGCGACUUGAUCAGAGGCCCAAGAACUCUUUAUCCACCGACCCAGGAACAAUUCGACGCCUUGAUCAGAUUCCUCACUAUUCCAUUCGAAGAAAGCGCAACAUGUCCGUUUCCUAUCCAUGGAUCAAGCGUUAA